Molecule: messenger RNA, 2506 nt
Organism: Tachysurus vachellii
Lineage: Eukaryota; Metazoa; Chordata; Actinopteri; Siluriformes; Bagridae
Gene: tph1a
Product: tryptophan hydroxylase 1 (tryptophan 5-monooxygenase) a
Exons: 11
Coding region: 79-1521 (480 amino acids)
Biological process (GO): aromatic amino acid metabolic process; serotonin biosynthetic process
Cellular component (GO): neuron projection
Molecular function (GO): tryptophan 5-monooxygenase activity; iron ion binding
Source: RefSeq, a predicted model, not a curated record
CUGCAUCACUCCAUCCUGCAAAAUAAAAAGACUGAUCCACGGGUCCAAAUAAAAGGCGCGUUUCCAAGCGAACUUACAAUGUAUUCGAGCAAAAGCGAAGGGCCACGCAGAGGAAGGUCAUUUGACUCAAUGAACCUCGGCUUGUGUUUGGAAGAAAAGCAACUUAAUAAUGAGAUGAACAAAUCAACCUUUCCUAAGAUUGAUGAGAACAAAGAUAACAAAAGCGUGUGUAAAGAAAAGGGUCGUGCAGCUAUAGUAUUCACACUGAAGAAUGAAGUCGGGGGGCUCGUGAAAGCACUGAAACUGUUCCAGGAAAACCAGGUCAAUCUUGUGCACAUCGAAUCCCGAAAGUCCAGGAGGCGCAACUCAGAGUUUGAGAUCUUGGUGGACUGUGACAGUAACCGUGAGCAACUCAGUGACAUCAUACAUCUGCUGAGUAAACACGUCAACGUGCUCGAGCUGGACACACCAGACAACCGACUGCCGGAAGAGAGCGAAAUGGAGAAUGUACCUUGGUUUCCCAGGAAGAUCUCUGAUUUGGAUAACUGUGCAAACCGUGUGCUGAUGUAUGGCUCGGAUCUGGAUGCAGAUCACCCGGGAUUUAAAGACAACGUCUACCGCAAAAGGAGAAAAUAUUUUGCAGAUCUGGCCAUGAAUUACAAGCAUGGAAAUCCCAUUCCCCAUAUUGAGUUCACAGAGGAGGAGGUGAAGACGUGGGGGGUCGUGUUCAGAGAGCUCAAUAAGCUCUACCCAACUCACGCUUGCCGCGAGUAUCUGAAAAAUUUACCUCUGCUCAACAAGUACUGUGAUUAUCGCGAGGACAACAUCCCACAGCUGGAGGACAUCUCACGCUUCCUAAAAGAGCGUACAGGGUUCACCAUAAGGCCCGUGGCAGGAUAUCUCUCCCCAAGAGACUUCCUGGCUGGAUUGGCUUUCCGUGUGUUCCACUGCACACAGUAUGUCCGGCACAGCUCAGACCCUCUCUACACACCUGAACCGGACACUUGUCAUGAAUUGCUGGGUCACGUGCCUCUUUUGGCUGAGCCCAGCUUCGCACAGUUCAGUCAGGAAAUUGGACUUGCGUCACUUGGAGUAUCUGAUGAGGAAGUUCAGAAAUUAGCCACAUGCUACUUCUUCACUGUAGAGUUUGGACUCUGUAAGCAGGAGGGAAAGAUGAGAGCAUAUGGCGCAGGUCUGCUGUCCUCCAUCAGUGAGCUGAAGCAUGCUCUGUCAGGGAACGCCUGCAUCAUGCCCUUUGACCCCAUAGUCACAUGCAAACAGGAGUGCAUUAUAACCACAUUCCAGGAUGUCUAUUUUAUGUCAGACAGCUUUGAGGAAGCCAAAGUGAAGAUGAGGGAAUUUGCAAAGACAAUCAAGCGACCAUUUACGGUGCGUUAUAACCCCUAUACACAGAGUGUGGAUGUGCUGAAGGACACAGCUAGCAUCAACUGUGUGGUGGAGGAACUGAGACAUGAGCUGGACAUUGUGGGAGAUGCUCUGAACAGGCUCAAUAGAAAGUGAAGCAUCUGAAUAACAUUUUCCAUAUAAAGAUAUAUACAUGUUCUGCUUUAUAUAUACAACAAUUUCUUCAAAUCACCAUGAUGAUUUUUCAAGGCAAUCAAAGGAAAUUCCUUGAGCUGUUGUUAACUAUUGAUUUAAAAAUACUAACAUUGUGUGUGUGUGUGUGUGGGCUUGACGGGGGGGUGUUGAUGCAUGGUGGCUUUGGGGGUCUGGGCCUAGGGUAUGUUCCUGCCUCUACCCUGUAUGUGGUGUUUGCAUGUUUCCCUGUGCUCCAUGGUUUCCUCUGGGUACUCCAGUGUUAUCCUGUCCAGCAUGUUCCCUGUCUUGAUAGAUUUCAGGGCCUUGGGAUAGAUUCCCUGUGACUGUGUAGGAUAUGCAGUACAGACAAUGGAUGGAUAUAUAUAUAUAUAUAUAUAUAUAUAUAUAUAUAUAUAUAUAUAUAUAUAUAUAUAUAUAUAUAUAAAUAAUGCACAUGACCAUGAUUUUCUCUUGAAAUAUGUCAUGAAGGAUUUGGGAAUAAAUAUGUCACUGUAUUUUAAGGCACAUUUGUGUAAUGAUAUUCACUAGUAUUUAUUCUGAGCUUAUUGUAAUAUCUUUAGUAGAUUUAGUAUCACUUUUGGGCUUUUCCUCUAUGGCGGAAAUGAAAAGCACAUGUAAUAUUUUGUCUCUGUGAUCUUUAUGACUUACUAUAUUUCUUUGUCUAUAUACAUUCUAUCUUGCAUUGCGUUCUAUCUUGUUUGUCAUGUCUGAUCUCCUGUAGCUAAUACAGUCAGAGCUUUCGUUUAGAAGGACAAUUAUUCGUGUAAAUAUGUCAAGGAUUAUUUAAGGGUAAUAUUUACAAGUGAGGGUCAUUAAUGCUUAGCUAAAAAAUGAGUAAUGUAAAACAGCCCUACUGCAAUACAAUACAGUUUCAAAUAGUGAGAAUAAUGUGAUUUUAUUAGUUAAGAUGUCAUACAAUAUUAAAAAUACCUUAUUUUUGUAACAA